Vitrella brassicaformis is the source of this 1612-nucleotide messenger RNA. NCBI's taxonomy places the organism in Eukaryota, Vitrellaceae. The record is from the annotation of a GenBank genome assembly.
CCUUUCCGUCUCGCGUGACUCGCCAGCCCCUUAGGUGGCACAUCAUGCAGCCGUUGCUUCGUGCGGCUCUGCUGUCAGCCCUCGUCGCUCUCUGCAAUGGCUACGACAUCAAAUUGCAAUCAAACGACGGUCAGCCCGUCGAUGGCGCCGUGACAUCGCUUCUCGCGGCCACGAGGGCCCUCAACGCCUCUCAGCACCGUCUCCAGGAGGCGCUUGCAACGACAGGUGAAGGCAGCCUCCUGGGGAUCAUGCCCCUAGGCUAUCAUAAUGUCUCUACUUAAGCUUGCAUCCGUCCGACUCGGUGCACUGUGGGCUUGUUUGCAGCUGCGUUCUUGGAGCUGGCUGGGAGGGAGCACAGCUCUGCCGUCGAACACAUCACUGCAGGCAUGUCGUGAUCCCACACACACGCCGUUCCACGUGGGUCAUUCAUUCGCAGGUGUCGGGGCGAACCACUCAGCUGGUGCCAAAGCAAAUAGUAAGGGGUGCCACUCUCUGUUCACUGAGCAUGUCUUUGUCCCUCCCUUCCACCUUUUCCUCAGCUGCAGGCGGUCCGUGCACAGUGAUUUUCGACUUGCCCAUCGCCAAAGCGGCCAAACCAGCUUCAGAAAGAUCGCUAACGACGAUUACUUUUACUACGGGACAGGCGCGUCCGGCUGCGGGCGCUCGAGCAUUGACGUCUGUGUGGUGACAGCCCUGCGGGUGGACCCCCUGGCAGACAACGCUGGCUCGGGAUACGGACAGUGCACACCGCCAUCCGACCGCUUGUACCACACCCUUCGUACCUCCGAGAGAGGAUCGUGCCUGUCGGGCGAACUCAGGGCGGCGGGGCUCAGUCUUGCGCAGAGAGCCGAGGUGUGCUGCACUCCGGCAUACGGUGUGACAGGAGGGCUGUUCUGCAUGGCGCCAGCCACGGUCAGCUGGUCGUAGAGACAUCAGGAGACAUUUAUCUCAGUAGGGCUUGUGUGCCGUGCUGUUCAUUUAGACCGUCGAGCUGCAGUCCUCGCCUCCCAACGCGGUCCCCAUGGGCGGGGUCUCCAUCAACCGCGUGGAGCGCCUCAUCGAGAAUUACCCUAAGCCUGGAUGGAAACAGAUCGUCCGCUGGUCAUUUCCUGGAGCUGUCGACUACAUAAGUGAGAUUCGAUGUCAUGCAGGCAGACUCGGCAUGUACACACCUGUGUGUGUCGCGCAUGCCGUUUGGGUGUUUGCAGACCCUCGGCAUCUCUAACUGAACCGACCACCCGAGUCGCAGGCCGACAUCCGUCCAUUCGUCCGUCCGCCUGUCUGUCUGCCUGUCUGUCUGCCUGUCUGUCUGUCAGCUGGGUGGGGGUCGUGCGGUCGGCAUUCACACGACACAGACAUCGUCUGGCUGCCUGCCUGCGCGCCUGCCUGCCACUGUGUACGUGCCAGGAUGCGUAUCUCCCCUGUCCGGCCGGUGCUUUCCUUUUCGUUUCCAUGUACAGUGACCGUGCCUGCGCAACAUUCAUGAUUUGUUUUUGGACGGGUGCCUUCGUGUAUGACCGAGUGGCGCCGGAACAGAAAGGAGACAGACCCCGAUGGGACGUCGAAAGUGAAACAGUGGCUGACUAGAGGCACCAAAGCGAAUGGCAAGAAG